Molecule: messenger RNA, 639 nt
Organism: Penicillium samsonianum
Lineage: Eukaryota; Fungi; Ascomycota; Eurotiomycetes; Eurotiales; Aspergillaceae
Product: GNAT family N-acetyltransferase
Exons: 2
Coding region: 1-639 (212 amino acids)
Molecular function (GO): acyltransferase activity, transferring groups other than amino-acyl groups
Source: RefSeq, a predicted model, not a curated record
AUGUCCUUAUCCAUCGGACCUCUAGAAGCCUCGGAAAUCUCCGAUUAUGUACGGAUACAACUCACUGCGUUUCCGUCCACUACCGCUCGCAUCUUGUAUGCACCUUCAACGGAAACCGCAGACGAGGCACGAUCCAAGAACCUGGAGCUAUUGAAAAACGAUCCUCAUGUCUAUUUCCAAAAGGUUUUUGACCCACUCACGGGAGAUAUAAUGUCCUAUGCGAAAUGGAAAAUUUAUCCGACUGGGCGAGACGAAGCAGACAUCAAUCCUCAAAGUGUUGAUUCAUCUCAAGAAGCUGCAGGAGGAUGGGAAGCUCAAGCAAAGAGAACCUUUCAAAACGCCCUUUCUCAAUAUCUGCGAGAUUUCAUGGGCACUCAACCUUUUUACCAUUUGGACAUGCUCAUGACGGAUCCGCGAUUUUCAAGGCGAGGUGCUGCGCAGAAAGUCAUAGAGUGGGGUAUUGCCGAGGCGGAUAGCAGACAAAUUCCCAUCUAUCUUGAGAGCAGUCUGAUAGCAAGACCAUUGUAUGAGCGGAAUGGAUUUCAAGUCGUCCAAGACUUCACCAUGGACCUCGCAGAUCAUGGUGGGGUUGGGGUCGAAAAAGUCACGGUCAUGAUUCGGACGCCAAGGUCUGCAUGA